This is a messenger RNA of Aspergillus versicolor CBS 583.65, 7198 nucleotides long. RefSeq lists its product as uncharacterized. The transcript has a single exon. The record is from RefSeq and is a predicted model, not a curated record. Gene Ontology annotation, cellular component: nucleus; Cul8-RING ubiquitin ligase complex. Bases 158 to 7024 code for a protein of 2288 amino acids. Lineage: Eukaryota; Fungi; Ascomycota; Eurotiomycetes; Eurotiales; Aspergillaceae. Gene Ontology annotation, biological process: replication fork processing; double-strand break repair via homologous recombination.
UAUUGAACACUCUCAGUUAACGCUUGGUGUUUAACAACCACGUCAAGUCGCCAACAUCCUUCCGCCGAUUUAUCUACGACAGUCCCCUAUUUUCAUUGCAACCGUUUUUGAGGGAAUGGGUGUUUAGAGACAUGGGCGAUCGCGUCCGAGGAUGCAAAUGGAGUCAUGGCGCGAACGAGGGUUUGUGCCAGACUCUGAUGACGAGGAUGGGUUCGAAAGCCAGGAGAAGGGAGUGAAUCAGGAUGUCCACAAUGAUAAAGUUGCUCCCACAGAAAGUGCUGUGCAGACGGAGGAGGUUGUCGGGACCGCUGGCCAGGGGAGUGAGGGGGUAAACAAUGGCGAAAGGGACGACGCCCAUGAUGACGACCUUGGAUACGUGGAAGGGGACCGAGAAGGCUCUGAUAUUCUUGAGGAUCUUACCGCGCCUGUUGAGGAAGAUAUCGAUUUCCCCUUGCCGGAUGCGCAACUGCAAGAACUAAACGACGACGAGAGAGACUAUAGCCAAGAUUUGGGUGGUCCUGGGUUGGAUGAUGGUUCAACACGGGGAGAAAAUAUUUCAAACGUCUCAAGAGCUGAAACACCUGAUGGGCUGUCUAAAGGUACUGAAGACAAGCAGUCGUCGACGCCCCGGGCCAGACAGCAGCGUGAUUUCUGGGACAUGCCGAGCUCUUCCCCGGACCUGUUGCAGCUUGAUCACCAUCCGUGGCGGAAAAAAGCCUCGCCUGCGGCCACGCCGACACCCAAGGCCAAAGAGACAAGUCAACCGCGCCAGCCAAUCGAGAAUGUGGAAAGUUCGCCUCCUUUGUCCCCAUUAUCCUCUGUGCGCUCCUCAAUACUGGCCGAGAAUGACCAUCAACGCGCCGAAAAUCUACCGGACCAAGACCUUGAAGAACUGCUGCCACCUCUCGACAUACCGGAGGAUAUACUACGACAACUGGAUCAACCUGUGAGAAGAUCGCUCAGGCAACGCAAUCCCAUUCAACUCCACCCUUAUCUUCUUGAGGAUGCAAAAUACCAAAAGCUCAUGAAGGCUAGGGGUGUCAAACCUGUGCGCAUCACUCAGCAAGAACUACAACGCGCUCGCAUCGCAGCUGCUGAAAGCCAGGGACAGAACUUGGCUGAUGACGCGGGUUCGAGCUCGGACACCCAAAUGACAAGUUUUCAAUUCACCCCGUCGUCACCUAUAGAUCCUCGACAGCUAUUCGACAUAACACCGCUGGAGGACACAGCGGAAACUGACAAUGGGCAAGUUCUUCAAAGACCGAGACCGUCUUUAAAUACUACUGCACCGCGUUCGCCCAAGAGACGUAAGGUGUCAGGACCUGGAGAUAAUCGUCAACGCCAGAAUAACCGUCCAGCAUCUCCCCCAGCCCCUCCACAGGUUGUGAUAAGCAACCCGUCAUCCUCUCUACCGCGCGAAGUUUCUUCGAUAUUCGACAUUCCUAGUCCACCGCGCUCGGGCAGUUUAUCCUCCCCAUCCGUCCGAGGAGAUACAGGGUUUCGAUUUCCACGUGGGUUCUCGCCUCCUCAUACUGUGCCUAGGACGGAAACAAAGAGAAACACCGCCGAUAUCAAUGAUAGCACUGCUAUUAUAGACGAAGCUGAGAAUGGGACUGACCAAGAAUCUAACGACUCUCGGACCGUCAGAUCAGAAUCACCCCAUAGCCGCCCAACUUCUGAUUUGGAUGGAGAGGACGACGAGAAUGCGCGCGAGGCAGCCGUUCGAAGAUAUCAGAGAAAGAUCAAAGGUGUCCUGCCGGCGUCAUGGCUACGACUGGAUCAGCAAAACCAGAAAGGACUCCUCGGCUCUACACCACGGAAUCAUGACAGAUUAUCCCGGCUGGAUGCGGAAGCUGCUAAAGGCGUUGCCAGGAAAAUUACGAAAAGGCCUGACGCCUCGGCGCCGUCCAGUGCGAGAGACCAACUUCUGUCUUUACAAGAAUUUGCAGAAGACAGUGACAGCGAAAGCGCAGAAAAUUCCCUCGAUCCUGGCAGUGCUGAACCACACCAACGCUUGGGUAGUUUGCUUGGGCCUGACGACUCUUUCAUUGACCAAGAUCCCGACGGUGAUAUACCAGAGGACAACCGAAUCGAUUACAUGUUUCCAGCGAUGUCCCGAAAUCCUACCCUUUCCAAUGGCCAAAAACGCACCAAGAAGCGCAGAAGAUCGAAGACAAAUGAAACUCGAUUCCAUGAUCAACCAAAGAAGCCUCGUACAAAACGGCAAGCACGACUCACAGAACCUAUGUAUGGCGGUCAGAAAAAGAAAAAUCCUCGGCCGUCACAACGUCUACCAAAUCUGGGUAUAUUGGAUGCCCCAGAUGUAGCGUCGCAGCCCCGAAAAAAGCAGCCUCAAUUCUUGAGAGUUGCUGCAAGAAACGCACGUUUUCGUCAAGACAGGGGAAGACAUAGCCCGACCCGCAAGGUGUUUAGGCUGAACUCUAGGUUGGAUACAGAAGAUGCCAACGCAUCUUUGCGCGAAUGGCGCGCGGGACGAAUGCGACAGGCGACUUUGCCCAGGGCACCGCGUCAACAUCAACAUCCUCGAAGACAGCCCUUAAAGGACCUCUCCACAAAUGCGAGAGAUGUUUUCAACGGCCUAGACGCCAAGCGGACAAGGGAGCGCAAUUUACCGACCAAUACUCAACUAGCGGGCCCGCUAAGAAAUGAUAAUGCCGCAGGGGGAGAAACGGCAACAACUGAUGCUCGCCCGGACUCAACAUCCGACGCUCGCAAUGCUGCGCCGAGGCCUGUACAGCAGCGACGAGGUAAUGCAUGGGUUAUUCAACGAAAUCUCGCCAUUUCAUCCCUAAGCAGGAAUAAUGCACGACCUGUGAUGCCAGGAAUCGAGAACCAUGCCAGUGUUGCAAGAGAACCCCCGUCGUUGCAGGGGUCACUUGCGUUAUUGGCCCGGGAUGAAAGGCUACCUCUGAACCGAUUUCUCUCCGGCACAGCUGGCCCCCAUAACUCACUCGGGGAAACUACUGAGCUUGACAAACCGAAGCAUGCCCCGAACCCUGUUGCUGGCUCACGACCUCGCCAGCUGAAGAAGCGGCAACCAAAACGCCUCAAUAUCACCACAAUCGAAGAUUAUGCACAAUCUGUGAUACAAUCCCAAGAAUUGGAAUAUCCAGAAUCUCGAUCCAGAGGGCAGCUGCCUCGCGUCAAGACCGUUGGACAACCAAAUCGCUUCAGGACGGCGUAUUCUGUAGAAUUUGGUAUCAGCCCUUUGCAUUCAGGAACAUUCUUUCAUGAAACUACAUUCAUCGGGAGUGGAGAGUUUUAUCGCUCGCUUGAUAUCACCAAGCGUGGACUCGACAAGAGCACUGGCCCCUUCCACUUCAAAUUUGGUGAUCAAAGUAUGCGAUGGGGCGCCUGGGAUGACUCGGUAUCUUCUCAACUGGGCACAGCUUUUGACCAUAUUACUGAAACCACAGAUGCCGGCAAGAUUGCUGGAAGCUUAAAAGAAACCUCUGAGGAUCUUGUUAAUUCAGGCUGCGCUAUUUAUAGAUCGGUGGUGAAGUAUACGUCAGAAGCGUUAUCAUUCAUCGACCCCGUUGACCGAGUCGGGUUCGUAACCAGAGCCAACGGCCUCAUCUCGAAGACUAUGGAAAAUUUGUCAAGUCUGGUUUUAGCGACUGGUUUUGAUACUGGACGGGUGUUAAAAAUCGCAUCGUACAAUGUCGUCUUUGCAAACCUGGUUUACCAGAUUUCCUGCCACAGCCUUGUGAACAAGUCUAUUCGGGAUGAGGCUUUUGAUUUGACAAAGUCGGCUUCGAGGCAUGUUGUCACUCUUAUCUCGAACCCGAAAGGGCAAUCAAGCCUCCAAAGGUUCCUCGCUGCAACCAAGUCCCAAGAAUUGCGUGAGGCUGGCAUUAAGAACGACCACCCAACUGUCGAGGCAUACGUUAUUGUGCAGCACGUGUUGCGUAGUGUCGAGGAGUUCAAGGGAUGCCUGCAAGUCUUUGUAUCAGAUGCUUACGCAACACAAGAUCUUGAAAGCGCCGACGAUAGAGAUAUUGGCAACCUGGAGAAUGGAUGGCAACGGGUUUUUAUGACUCUACCCUUGCAGGAGAUCGAUGCGCUGGGGAUUUCUCGCGUUGGCUCCCGCUUCAGGGAUGGCUAUGAUAACUGGACAGUCGUCAAGCGUCUAUUAGGCCCGAUAUUUGACAGCGACGAGGCGAAUUCAGAGUUCCAGCCCAUUUCCUAUUACAGUUACUGCCGAGUGCUGUUCCAGAGGUGUUUUACACUCAUCAAUGGCUGGGGUUGGCGCGAUUGCAAGCCAAUUCUCGACAUGCUGUACGACUUUUUCGCCAAACGGACUUUGUACAACUUGAGACUAGAGGAGAGCCACAGGUCACCUGCUUUCCUUGAUGAACUUGACGGCAACCCUUGCUUUGACGUUUUCCCGGGAGAUCCAUGCUUUCAUAUCUUGCUUAAGAUAAUCGCUAGUGGACUGCGCUUUUUAUCGAAGGCCUACAACAAGAAGAAGAUUCUAAGUUAUACCUGGCGGCUGUUACCAAACCAUGGACGAAAUUAUCCCAAGGAGCAGCCUAUCCAUGAAGCAGACUUGGAUGCAUUGAGAAACCACCACGACCUCCUUUGCACGUUAUACUCCUCUGUUCCUGAAGGGUGUCGCCCUCGGUUGGGGACAAUUAAGGAUCUAGUUAAUCCCGCUACCUCCCACUUCGAGACUUGCAAAAUCAGCAUUCGGUCAUGGACACGGCUUGCACGGUUUAAGUUAUCCACCAACGAGGAUAUAUCUGGCUUAGAACCCUUUGCUGAAUGGCAUUGUUACUUUGUCUUGGAAUUUCUCAAGCAGCACAACCUUGCUCGAAGGGAGAUUGAAGCGCAAAAUGUUGGCGGCAAACAGUUUCCUCAACAGCUGAUAGAGAGAACAGUCGCAGAGAAUCAACGACAAAUCGAAAACUUAUUGAAGACGGCUCUUCAGGGUCUGCAGAGCGCGGUCAAGACUGCACCUACGUUAGAUCACGCCCAAAGAAUCGUGUCUCAGACACCUAUCAAGUCGAUACUGGACCUUUUCAACAGCCGAGUCGCACGGUUAAAUGCCACUGUUUUAGAAGGACUCCAGGUCAUCGUGAUGUACGUUGAGCAGUGCAGUUCGCUUUCUCCAGAGCAGCCCGUUGUGCCGGCCGGGAACCCUUUAUUCUCAACGGAUGACGAUAGUCAAGAAUAUGGAGAUUGGACGGAUAUCGAGGCUGUAUACGGAUAUGAACCUCCACCGGUACCUCCAGGGGUGGAGCAUGUGGAAAGGGUAUUUCACCCUGCAGUAUCACGUUUAGUUUCGAAUUGCUUUGGUGAAGAUCGUUCCCCUGAUGAUGCGAUUCUCAACGGCGUUGUGGAUUGCUGGACAUCGAUUGCCAACACCCUUGUGAGACAUGGAUUGCGACGAUGGGACAGUUACAUAAGUCCCUACGAAGUUGAUUCCUGGGUAGCGCUUCGUUGGACGACCCAAACAAGGAAGUUUACACCCCAAUUCCUGGCCAAAUGUAUCGAAAAGGAUGGGCAGAUAUUAUCGGAAUGUAAGAUACAGAUACUCGGGAUAUGGCUAUCGAGUUUGGUUGAACGAGCAUCGAUGCUUAAGUUUCAACAUUGUUUAACCGAGGCGAUCUUGAACCGGGAUGCAGAGGAUCCCGUUCUAAAGAACCUUCCUUUCUCUCGGGACACAAAAGAAGGACGAUACUCGAUAUCAUAUGUAGAGCUCAUUCAGCGCCGGCUGUCGCUCAUCUCAUCACUUCUGUCGAACAUGCGCACACAUCUCCAGGACUUGGAUGAUAUCAAAUCACGAGAACUACCAACCAUGCGACAAGAGUAUAGGGAAGCCAUUCAGAAAAUGACGACGUCCAUGAAAGCAAACUAUCAGGAGUUGGGCAACGCGGAUCAGGGAGACUAUGUCCACUUCGUCCACAGUAUCGUUGGUUUCCUACAACAGCAUACUAGAGAUAUCUGCCCUAUCGACCCGUUCUUUACAGAUCCAGUUUCUUUCCCUCUGCCUAAAAACGACCCGACUUACAUUGUCGCCCGGCUGAAGAGCUACGAACCGAAGCUUUCGUCCGCGAAAGUCGCGAAGACACUCGUCAUUUUCGUUCAAGGCGUUUCGGAACGUGCCGCACUUGAUGGGGAGCAAACGUAUCUUGUCAACCAGUUGCAUGAGGCAAUAUCAAAGACCUACGAAGCUGGGAAUUUAGAUCAGCCAACUCUGCGAGCAACACUUUUGCGCGGUGUCUUUCCUGCGUAUCUUGCAACCGCCUUUGAGAACCCAGCGGCGUGGAUUCUUAGUUGGCCAAUUAUCGAGACUAUCACUCGCGUGUUCAAAGAAUUGCUUUUCAAUAUGGAUGCCACAGAUCCAGACUGUGUCCGUUCAGUCGUGGAUAUCUCCAGUGCAGUUUUCGAGCCAUCAUAUAAGGCCCUACACCGGAUAAUACUUGACAUAACCUUACUUGAUAAACCCGCUGCCCUGGUCACCGCCGCAGCCUUUCUCGACAUGAUCAUAUCCACCCUCCCUGUCAUCGACUACACCGACCGCGUCACAACAGACCCCAGUUCAACAAGGUCAAUUAUAGCGCAGAUCCGUGCCUUCCAAAAUCUCGCCCUCUUCAUAAUCUCCAACCUGCAAAAUCGAUCUCAUCUAUCCCCAGACCUACCGAUAAACACCGCCCUUCCCACGGAGACUCGUCCCCAGUCAUCGCCCCAGCUGUCCACCAGCGACAUUUCUCUCUCCGCAACCCGCGAACUCCAGACAUACAUCAACGAAAGUUGGGCCCAACACCAGGGAAAAUAUUACUUUACCCGUCGAGGUCACCAGCCGCAAGAGGUCACGGUCGAGGCACCAAUGUCCGCGAAACUAGAUAGCCUGCCUGAGAAGAGGCUGUUAGACGCUGCGACGAUGCUUUUGGAUGCGCUAGAUAGCCUGGGCUUGCUCGGCGAGGGUGAGGAAGUGGUUAAUCGCGACAUGCAGUUUCAAUCUGACAAUGUCUGGGAAGAUGAAAUUCUUCUACUUUAAUGAUGCUUAUAUUACGAUGCAAACGAGCACCUUUACUAAAUAGAUGAUCCAUGACUCAAAAUUAUUCUAUUCGCAUGUAUACUUUACGUUUUCUGAAUAUUAGACUUUGGUGUCCCAUGGUAGCUGGAGCCACUAUGGAUCUGCGAUUCCCAAACUGGAAUAUUUAAAGCUCCC